Messenger RNA from Penicillium coprophilum, 1716 nucleotides. RefSeq names its product L-glutamate gamma-semialdehyde dehydrogenase. The record is from RefSeq and is a predicted model, not a curated record. The transcript is spliced from 3 exons. The coding region runs from base 1 to 1716 and encodes 571 amino acids. Lineage: Eukaryota; Fungi; Ascomycota; Eurotiomycetes; Eurotiales; Aspergillaceae. Gene Ontology annotation, cellular component: mitochondrial matrix. Gene Ontology annotation, molecular function: L-glutamate gamma-semialdehyde dehydrogenase (NAD+) activity.
AUGCGUUCUGUUACUAUUACUCGAAGCGCGAGGCUCAAGAUCCUUAGGCCUCGUGCUCUCAAUGCAUCUGCAAGGCGAUACUUGACUAUGCUGAGUCCUCCCAGAUUUGAAAACGAGAAGAUGCUUGACUACGCAAAAGGCUCUCCAGAAAGAGAGGAGUUGACCAAGACCAUCAAGAAACUCAAAGGACAAUUUCCUUUCACGAUUCCUAUAACUAUUAAUGGUUCAGAGAUAACCACCAAAGGAUCUCGCUCCCAACCGAAUCCGUCAAAGCACAGCGAAAUUAUCGCAAACUACGCCUCUGCAACCCCAGAGCAAGUCAAUGCUUCUAUCGACGCAGCCCUCAGUGCAAAGCCCGCCUGGGAAGCUACCCCCUUCGAAGACCGUGCCGCCAUCUUUCUUCGAGCUGCCGAGCUUGUUACUGGCAAAUAUCGGUCCGAAAUAGUUGCAGCCACAAUGCUUGGCCAAGGAAAGAACAUCUGGCAAGCAGAGAUCGAUGCCGCUGCCGAGACAGCUGAUUUUUUCCGCCACUACAUCCAAGAGGCAUGGGCCCUGUUCUCCCAGCAGCCUAGGGUUCAACUCGAUGGAAACUGGAACAAGAUGGAGUACCGCCCACUUGAGGGUUUUACAUACGCCAUUGCUCCUUUUAACUUCACUGCGCUCGGCGCAACGCUUAUUGGACCUGCUGCAUUACUUGGUAAUGUCGUUAUCUGGAAGCCUUCAGACGCGGCGCUUCAUGCCGGCUGGCUGCUUCAUAAAAUUUUGCUUGAGGCUGGUCUGCCUAAAGAUGUUAUCCAAUUUUUGCCUGGUGAUGCCGAACAAAUCACCAACACAGUGCUCAAGAGACCAGAGUUUGGAGCUCUGACAUUUAUUGGGGCCACUGCUACGUUCAAGGGCAUUCAAAAGAAGAUUGGCGAUGGGAUUGGUGCAGGUAUCUACAACUCCUACCCUCGAGUGGUCGGCGAGACCGGCGGCAAGAACUGGGGCGUCGUUCAUCCGUCCGCAGAUGUGAGGAGUGCGGCGUUGAACACCAUUCGCGCAGCCUUUGAAUACCAGGGCCAGAAGUGCUCUGCCAACUCACGUGUUUACGUUGCAGAGUCUGUUUGGCCCGAGUUCAAAAAGGUCCUAACAGAAGAGACCGCAGCUCUCAAGGUGGGAGAUGUCGAAGACUAUAGCAAUUUUAUCAACCCAGUUAUUCACGAGCGCUCAUUUGACAAACUCAACAACUUCAUCGAAGAAGCAAAAAGCGACUCGCAGCUGGAGCUAAUCGUUGGUGGAAAGGCUUCCAAAUCAGAGGGCUAUUACGUGCAUCCUACCGUCUACCGGACCUCCAAUCCCCACCAUAAGAUCAUGUCCGAGGAGCUAUUUGGGCCUGUCCUUGGUAUCUAUGUUUAUCCAGAUGCUGAAUGGGAGCAAACAUUGAAGCUGGUUGAUACAACCUCUCGCUAUGCAUUGACUGGAAGUAUCUUCGCCAAGGACCCUUAUGUCAGCCGUCAGGCACAAACUAUUCUCAAGCACGCGGCUGGUAUGCUGUAUUUGAAUACAAAGUGUACUGGCUCUACUGUGGCCCAGCAGCCAUUUGGUGGUAGCCGGGACUCGGGUACAAACGACAAGACUGGGACUAUGGCACAUCUACAGCGGUUCGUUAGCGUUCGCACAAUCAAGGAAGAGUUUGUACCGCUAGAAAAGGUAACAUAUCCUUCGAACGAGGUUUAA